AUGGGAGCUACAACCACCAGCAGGGUCGCAGGGGUGGAGCCAUCCAAGCCCUUUGGAGUUCACUACUUAACACAGAUUGCCAGGAUGCUGGAAGUGGAACUGAGUCGAAACUCAAGAGUUCCUGAAGACGAGGAGAAGGCAGUGGAGGUGAUGAACAACAUGGAAGCUGCUCAUUUGCCAUCCCCGAUUUGCUGCUGCUGGCUCUGCCUCCACGGCUUGGCAGCUACCAGCAUUAUCUGUGGCUGCACUUGCCUGGGAGUUAUGGCUCUUGUGUUUGCCAUCAAGACAGAAGAGCGCGGUAAGACAGGCUGAUUCAAGGAGGCAGUGGGCUGGAAGGCCCAGUCUUGGAAGCUCAUCCUGGCUAGCUUUGCUGUCUGGCUUGCUGUCAUCUUAGGCCCUGUGCUGCUGUGGCUGCUUUCUUACGCCAUCACUCAGGCUGAGUGA
Heterocephalus glaber (naked mole-rat) is the source of this 444-nucleotide messenger RNA. RefSeq names its product transmembrane protein 265. Lineage: Eukaryota; Metazoa; Chordata; Mammalia; Rodentia; Bathyergidae. The record is from RefSeq and is a predicted model, not a curated record.